GAAAGGUAUGAAAAACUCUGCGCUGCAAAUUUAGGAAUUGUUUGGAAGUUUUGUACUCCAGUGACAGUUCAUUCAUUCCUCCCCACCUGCCUCUGUUUAUCUCCUUUUAACUACUUUACAAGAAAUAAUGGCUUUUUCUCCAUCUAAAUACUCUGAGGAUCAUUGUAAAGAAUUAAAAAAGUUGAUUGCAACACUUACCUCUACAGGUGAGAAAGUCUUAGAUCCACCAGUGUUAAAAGGUGUCACCAAGAUUUGCAAACUGUCUAAUGAUUAUGUUAUACUUGCGUAUAACUUGCUCAUGAAACACCUUGAAGCUAACCAUUCCGAAGUACGCUACAGUUCUUUUCAAAUUUGCAUUGAACUUUUCAAGCGUUCUCAUUGCUUUCGUGAAUUGUUAGUUUCAAAUUUAGAAAAAGUUAUGGUCCUAACUGCUGAAACAGAUGCUGCUAAACCUAUGCCUCGUCCUCGUUCAACUGCUCUAUCACUUAAGAAAUUAGCUCUUACUACCAUCCGUGAUUGGGCCAAGAACUAUGGCAGUGGAUACAAGAAACUGAACUUAGGCAUUUCUUUUCUGAAAAACUGCAAGAAAGUUGACCUUAAUGCAAUGGCUUUGGAAGAGGCUGCUGAACUUGGCCGGCAGAAUGAACUGAAACGGAGGAAACAACGUUUGCAAAAUGAGCGUUUCAAGAAAGUUGUGGAUGAAUUAAAUGACAAACAACCUGAUAUUAUCAAUGCGUUAACAGAGAUGGAAAAUUGUAUAGGCUUAUUGCUACCACGACCAGAAGAUUUUUUCAUUGAAAAUGAUACAGAUAGUGCUAAUGUUGAGAGUGGUAAAGAAAAAGUAUGUGGAUCAUCAGCAAACCAAAGUAGCCUGGAUAAAACUGCUGAUGAGAUUCACAGUCCCAAAGAUGAACAAAGUUCUUCCUCCGACAGUGAAGAAGAAGAAGAAAAUUGCUCUACCAAACAUCCAAUCUUUGAUUUUCGAAAGUACGGAAUAAUAAAUCCCCAUUUCAGCAUAACACUGAAAGUUGACCCCGGAAGUGAUCCUUUGGUGAAGAAAACUGAAGAAAAUGCUCCAAUUAUUGAUAGUGCUCAAGAUUUAUUUAGAGUUGUUUCAAAUCGCUACCAUCCAUGUAUAGAGAAAUGGGAAACUAUUCUAGAAAAAUGUUCAGACUUAGAAGUGUCCACAGUAAAUGAGAUUGUCAAGAAAGUCAGUGACCUGAAGCUUCGUGUAGAGAUGAUCCUUGAUAAAUACAAGAGACUCAAUUUGGAUGUUAUUACCACGAAGCGUGAUAGAAAAACAAGUGAUGAUAGUGAAACAUCAGAUUCUGACUUUGAAGAAGUGGAAAACAAGGAAGGAUUUGAAGCCUUCUGUAAGUCUUCUGCUAUAAAACCAACCAGUCUUGAGGGCAAAGAUAAGGCUGGUCCAUCACACAAAAAUCAGCAUCGUCAGCAUGGCCCUAAAAAGGAUUGGAGCCUUGUGUCAGAAGAAAAUAAUGAAAAGGAUCCCACUUCCAUUUUUUCAACUUUAUCAUCAAUAUCAAACAAAACUUCAGCUACUGCUGUGGAGCUACCAAUGGACAGUACUGAAUCCACAUCACCUAAAAAAUCAAAUAGUGGUGAUAAAGUAUCCUCUUGCUCUAUGGACUCUGAACCAUCCUGUAGCAAACACACUUCUAGUGAGGAUAUAAGGAAAGCCAAAUUACUGUCUAUUGCUCCAAAGUUACCAUUUGACAUUGAUCUUUACCACUGGGAAGAUGAGAAAGUAGAAGCUCCCACUUUGUUGACAGUUAAACCAGACGGCCAUCGAUUCUGGGUGUCAACUGCUGAGGAAAGAGACGAAAUUCGUGAUCCAGAUGGUGAGGCAAGCAUUCGGACCCGAGUUAUUGAGUUUUCAGGUAACUUUGAAAGAGUGGAGUGGACUUGCCGAGCCCCUUUACCAAGUGGAAAGUUGUGCCCUAGACAGGAUAGAGUAAAGUGCCCCUUUCAUGGCAAAGUUAUUGGAAGAGAUAAAAAUGGAAAGCCAAGUAGCAAAGAAGAUCUGCAGGCUGAGGAAGAGCGCUUACAACUAGAAAAAGCAAAUCAAGUGCCUGAUUGGCAGGACCCAAAACUUCUUGCAGAACUAAAAGAGUCGACGGGAGUUGAUUUGCAAAUGCCAGAUAAAAGCAAAAGAGGGUGGCGGAAACAUCCUCCAGGAGAGCAGAAAAAAUAUGUCGGCCUCACUGAUGUCAAAGCAAUUCAUAACACUACAUACAGUAGGCUCUCCAAGAAAGUUUUUGAAAAGUCUUCUAUGAGGAGAGUUGCUUCUGAUUUAGACAAGCUUGAUAGAAAACGGUUCAGGGAUAAGUAUGGAGAUCAAUUUAACUACCAUUUCAACUAAGUAUUUUUUGUUUUACGGUAUAAUUUAUUUUUUUAGAUCUAUCUAUGUUGUACUAUUUUGUUUUGCAGCUGCAUCAGCUGUAAAACAGAUGCACUUUGUACCAAAAAUAAGACUGUUCAAUUUAGUUUGUAUAGAUAUUUACCAGUUCCUAAGACGUUGUAUUUUUUGAAAGUUUCUUUCUGUGUUGUUAUUCUAUUUUUCUUGUGUUUUAAUUAAAGAGUAUUUUUUUGAAGCGAAA
Molecule: messenger RNA, 2618 nt
Organism: Thrips palmi
Lineage: Eukaryota; Metazoa; Arthropoda; Insecta; Thysanoptera; Thripidae
Product: UV-stimulated scaffold protein A-like
Exons: 12
Coding region: 128-2380 (750 amino acids)
Biological process (GO): response to UV; transcription-coupled nucleotide-excision repair
Cellular component (GO): chromosome
Molecular function (GO): RNA polymerase II complex binding
Source: RefSeq, a predicted model, not a curated record